Aspergillus wentii DTO 134E9 is the source of this 1692-nucleotide messenger RNA. Its product is annotated as cytochrome P450. The coding region runs from base 17 to 1675 and encodes 552 amino acids. Gene Ontology annotation, molecular function: monooxygenase activity; heme binding; iron ion binding. The transcript has 4 exons. NCBI's taxonomy places the organism in Eukaryota, Fungi, Ascomycota, Eurotiomycetes, Eurotiales, Aspergillaceae. The record is from RefSeq and is a predicted model, not a curated record.
AGAUCCAAUCUAGUUUAUGAUAUCUCGACUGCAAAUAAAUAUAUUCAAUUGUUCAUUUUGGAGCAUUCCAUCGCAAAGGAGGCCCACUCAAAGCACCUUUUCCGAAAAAGGAGACCUGGGAACGACCAUCCAUAUUGAGUAUCACAGGAGAAUGAGUAUAACAGACCCAUUCACUCUCAUCCUCGGCAUUUCUGCCAUCUUUAUUCUUUAUGUCGUCGUCAACCGUCCCAAAGUCGAUCCCCGCGAACCACCACUCAUCAAGCCGAAAAUCCCCAUAAUCGGACAUUUGCUCGGCGUCAUUCAGCAUGGCAUGCCUUACUAUGCAGCUACAUACGCAAACAACCCCCAACCAGCUUUUACUCUGGACCUCCUCUUCAGCAAGUCAUACGUGAUCAACACACCCAGUCUAGUCGCAGCCGUGCAGCGCAACUCCAAGAUCAUCUCUAUGGAUCCGUUCAUGACGUUUGCUGCAAAGGCUAUGGCUGGUGUCACUGGUCCUGGACUCAAGUUGCUGCAGGAGAAGGAUUCCGGUGGAGGAGGGUUGAACCAGGAUGUUGUGCAUGCGAUGAGUCCGUCUUUGCUGGGUGCGGGAUUGGACCCGAUGAAUCGCACUAUGAUUCGCAACUUGAUUGGGUUUAUUGAUGAUCUGAAGAACCGUGGGAGUACCCAGUUUGACUUGCAUGGGUGGUGUCAACAUGCUAUUACCAUUGCCAGUAUGGACUCCGUGUAUGGGCCGUUGAAUCCGUAUCGAUUAGAAGAGAUUGAAGAAGCAUUAUGGGACUAUGAAUCAAACCUGGGUGGUCUUAUCCUGAAUAUCAUCCCCCAAAUCACCACCCGCAAAGCAUGGAAAGCCAGAGAAAAGAUCGUCGCUGCCUUUGUCAACUACUACAACGCAGAUGGCCAGAAAGACGCAUCCGAGAUGACACACGGCCGAUGGAAAACACAGCACGACGCCGGCGCCAAAACAGAGGAUAUCGCCCGUCUGGAAGCUGCAACGGGCAUCGCCAUCACGUCCAAUACGACCCCUGCGACAUUCCGGAUGUUGUUUGAGGUUUAUUCUCGACCGGAACUGCUUGAAUCGCUGCGGGAGGAGAUUCUCACCAAGGCAGUUCGCAUUGAAGGAAAUGUAUACACCAUUGACCUCGCUGCUAUCCGCGACAACUGUGCCCUGCUUCUGUCCACAUACCAAGAAAUCCUUCGGUUACGAUCCAACGCCACGCCUACGCGUCAAGUAAAGUCUGACAUCCUCCUCGCCAACACAUAUCACCUCAAAGCCGGCUCCGUCCUCCAAAUGCCCACUCAAUCCGUCAACUGCGAACACGGCAACGGCCCCCAACCAGACUUCAACCCCCGCAGAUACCUCGCCAAAGACGAGCAGAAACUCAGAUCCACAGGGAAUCUAUUCUUUGGCACAUCGCCGAAUAUGUGUCCUGGGCGACACUUUGCUACGGGCGAGAUUCUGGCCAUGGCGGCGAUGAUGUUUUUGCGUUAUGACAUUUCCUCCGUCACAGGGUGGAAAGAGCCAAAGUUGAAUACGAGGGCUCUUGCUGCGUCGAUCUUACCGUUGGAUGAAGAGUUUCCGGUUACUGUGACUGUGAGGACGGAGUUUGAGGGGGUGGAGUGGAGGUUUGAUGUCACGGAAGGGAAGGGGAAGUAUGCGUUGGUCACAGGUUGAUUGCGUAUAAUAUAUUU